UUGUUUUGCCUAAUGUAAUUUGGGGAACCCUGUGAAUUUAAAGCCUAUUUGGCGAAUGGCUCUAAAACAGAAGCCUGACAAUCACUAAAAGUGCACUUAAUAACCGUAAAGAUAAUCAUAUUAAGGUAUUUGCAUACGGCCUAAGUCUAUAUUUCAAAGCGCGAUAUACUCAUCUUAUUUCUGUCUCCAUCUGGCAAUUUUAAGGCGAAAUUAAAAUAAGAAUGUUAAUUUCCUAUCAGCUUCCCCGUGAGAUGCUAAGUGAAUCUUUUGAUUUUAGCUCCCAAACCCGGGAUUCAGCGCAGCAUCACCGGCUUAGCCGACGUUCGCCUGGGCGCCACCUGAGCUUAGACCAGCACGGGACGUCGUUAAUAUUAGACAAAAAGUAUUUCAGUCAACAGUAUUCGCCAACUUUUUCACAUCGGUGCACCCUUAACUACAACAAUGAUUGCAGUCCUUUGUGGUUUCCUCAUCCUCUCUCUGGUGGGCAGCGGCUUCGCUGUGGAUGAAGCUCCUCCUCGUGACUGCGGCACCUUCUUGAAGAGGCCCUACGUGGCCUUUUGUGACCUGGAUGUGGUGUGGGACGUGGCAGUGAUGACGGUGGCGAGUGGGGCAGCCCUGGCAUCGAUGAUCCUGGCCCUCGUGCUGCUGUUCUGUCUGCGCCGCAUCACAGCGCCCGACCAGCGCAGCGGGGUGGCGCCACUGCUUCUGCUCCUCGCCGGCAUCCUCGGGCUCUGUGGCCUCAGCUUUGCUUACCUCAUCAAGCGUGAAAAGCGUCUUUGUAUUGCGCGGCGCACCACCUGGGGCACGCUGCUCGCCAUGUGCUUCGGAUGCCUGGUGUCGCAGGGUGUGCGACUGCAGCGGUUGGUGCAGGGUGCCCUUAGCCCCAGUGGCAGGGCCCUGGCAGGGUUGGCGGCCCUUUUGGCUCUGGUGGCUCCUGCAUGGCUGCUGCUGAAUGUGAUGCCUGAGGACCUUGCGGCUUGCAAGUACAAUUCACUGGACUUGGGGUUGAUCUGCACCUACGUGCUGCUCCUGCUGCUAGUGGCACUGGCUGGUGCAGCCUGCAGCCUGUCUGGGGUGCAGCCGCAGUGGCGAUGCAACGCUGCUUGGCUGCUCGCCACCUGCCUCAGCUCCUGCCUGUUGUGGGCCACCUGGCUCACAUUCUACCUUUAUGGCAAUAUGGCGCUUGGCUUGUCCUCCGCCUGGGAAGAUAGGGAGCAGGCAGUGGUGUUGGCGGUGCAGGCCUGGCUGCUACUGCUGGUCCACGCUGCCCCCGAGGCCCACGCCUGCAUGCAUGCAGCCCCGCAGCCCUCGGACCCCUCCGACUCUGCCCCCUCGCAGGCUCAACCCCACCUGAGUGAGGCCAGCCUUGAAGAGGGCAUUUCCCUGUCCCACUGGCAGUCUAGAGAGAACCAGGGCGUCUCAGUUAACCACAGCAAUUCAGAAAUGGACACAGCUAGCUGCCUCUGCAUAUCCAUCCAGACUCGGAACGCAGUGCAAUUUCCUGGGAUUCAGCAGCUGGUUCAUAUCACCAGGGGUGUAAAUUCGCUGUACGGUGGUUUCCCCAGAAGAGCACGGUCGGUUUCAUACCUAAACAUCCAAUGAAUAAACGACAGCUACAAAGAGGGCCUCCUGGCUGAAACAGAGAGCAAGACCAAAUAUUUUGGUCCGAGUCAGACAUGUUCAUCAUAAGGGUUUCCUGAUUAAACUGGGGUGGUUUGAAAGUUGACAAAUUUCCAUUGCAAUAACACUGCCUUUCAGCAAGACCACCAGAAAAAUUAUGGUGUUUGAAAGGGCUACCCUAUCAAGUUCAGUGUUGGAUUUUACAUUUUUAUUUAUUUAGCAGAUGUUUUAUCCAAAGUAGGUCCUUCUUUUUAGGGAGCAGAAUCAGCCAGUCCCUGGAGUAACAGACGACGUUCCAAUCAUAGGCGCAGCACCAUAACAUGCUGAGCCACAUGGCUAAGGGCUAGAGCAAGUCACUAUUUACUCCUGGGGAAAUGAACAAGGUUUGAUUCCUAUACCUGACCAGCCAAAAAGCUGACAGAGGAGUUUCUGCUGCCAUUUGCUGAACUGCUCAGUCGCUAUAAUCCAUCAUCCCCACUACCCCCCCCCCCCCCGGUAGCCUUUGCAGGCUGCUGAACGUUACCUCUUCUCUGGCAGAUUCCCAAAGGCUCCUCGCAAAAUAAGACAUACCUGUUUGAUUUUGGUAAAGUGGGAGAUUUGGGAGUCCUGUGCUGGCUGCCAUCUACAAAAAAAGUGUCAGUGUCCUGAAAACUUAGCAAAAUUAACACAAUGCUGCUGUAGCUGCUGGGGUGGGCAGUACUGAGGGGUACAAUGGCAUAUUGGGUAGAAUUGGAGCCUCACACCAGUGGCAGUCCCUCUGAACAAAAUGAAUUCAAAGUGAUAUGUUAAAUUGUACCUUCUCUAGCACUCUCCAUUGUCAUGGCCAAAAAAACCCGUUUGCCAAUGUUCAGCUGCUCUACAUACAAGAUAUUCAAAUAGGAAAAUAAAUAUUUGUCUGUUUGAAAACAUCCCCGUUUUAAUGGAACACUCAUACUAUGGGAACCCUCUUGUUGUUAUUUUACAGUCAUGAAUAGUGUUCACACACUGGUCCUAAACAGUUCUGAGGUAAAAAGUUCAAAAUAUGGUAACAUAUGUAGGGAGGGUGAGCAGGAGAGGCCAAUCCACACGUGAUUUAUAGCUUUAGGCCAAUACACAACGCAUACCGAUUUCACUCCAGUUCCCUGAACUCUGCAAAAGGCACUGCCGUAUUUCAAAAUCCUUUUUAAAAAGCUGAUUAGUUAAGUUUCCAGACAGCACAGCACAAAACUCAUUCUCUGGAGAAACUUCUGGGGAAAAAAAUACCACUCACCUCAUACUGAUGCCCAAUGAUGUUAAAUAAAACAUUCUGCAAUGCCUUCAUCAAGACGCACGGCACUUAGGAGUACCCCAGAACAUAUUAUUCUUCAUGCCGGUAAACGCAAAUUACUUGUAACAAGGCAAUUAAGCAAGUUUAACAGGCAAAAGUAUUUUCAUUAACAGCACAUUUAUAAAUUCAAAGUUAUGAAGACAUGCAAGAAAUAAGACAGAAAAAUACAAUCAAUUAAUCUGUGAAUUUUUUCUUCUAAAUUUUCUUUGGACUUAGACCUUAAAUAUGCAGUAUGUAUAUAUUUUGCAAUGAUAAACUUGUAACAUUUUCAAAGAAUUUCUAGAACAGUAAUUUAUAGAUAAAUAUUUAAUGACUGUCCCAUGUUUACUUAUGGAUAAUAUUUCAUCAUUCUUAAACUUCUUUUAGAUAAUAUACAAAUAUUUAAUUGUUUCUGCUGAUGGCUAAUAUUGAAUCAGUGUCACACUUGCUUCUUUUAACAACUG
Molecule: messenger RNA, 3369 nt
Organism: Paramormyrops kingsleyae
Lineage: Eukaryota; Metazoa; Chordata; Actinopteri; Osteoglossiformes; Mormyridae
Product: G-protein coupled receptor family C group 5 member B-like
Biological process (GO): G protein-coupled receptor signaling pathway
Cellular component (GO): extracellular exosome; plasma membrane; signaling receptor complex
Molecular function (GO): protein kinase binding; G protein-coupled receptor activity; protein kinase activator activity
Source: RefSeq, a predicted model, not a curated record